Pomacea canaliculata is the source of this 3265-nucleotide messenger RNA. RefSeq names its product b(0,+)-type amino acid transporter 1-like. Gene Ontology annotation, cellular component: membrane. The record is from RefSeq and is a predicted model, not a curated record. The transcript has 13 exons. Gene Ontology annotation, molecular function: L-amino acid transmembrane transporter activity. NCBI's taxonomy places the organism in Eukaryota, Metazoa, Mollusca, Gastropoda, Architaenioglossa, Ampullariidae. Gene Ontology annotation, biological process: amino acid transmembrane transport. Bases 312 to 1796 code for a protein of 494 amino acids.
GGGACGUGUCUCGUUGUUGUCAUAAAGUAUACUAUAUGUAUAAAACGUGAGAUACGAUGUAAAUUCUGUAAUAUUUGAAAUUUUGUAAGUAGUUGUAUUAUUGUUGAAACUCCUCUCUCUAAACUAAACUAACCUGGACUAGCACAGACCUAUAGCAAGCUAGACAGAGCAUGCGAUGGUUGCAUGGACUGCACCUUGCAAGGGUCAUCGCUCCGAGUAAUCAGACUUUAAACUUACUUCAACUAAACCACACUUUGUGCUGCUGCCUCUGAAGUUAGCCGAGGAAUUCAGGAACACCAGUGCCAACAAAUAUGGACAUGCCAGAAUCCAGUCCACCCACCUCAAACAAAUCUCAAGAUGCAGAGGCUGGACAGACCCUCUCAGACGAAGCUGUUGUAAUAAAACCGACUUUUGAAAUGAAAAGAGAGCUGGGUUUCAUCAGCAGUAUAGCAAUUAUCAUCGGCACCAUUGUUGGUUCCGGAAUUUUCGUGUCACCCAAGGGUGUGCUGCAGAGAACGGGGUCCGUGGGGCUCAGCCUCGUUGUCUGGGUUGGUGCUGGCCUCAUCGGCCUCCUGGGAGGACUGUGCUAUGCGGAGCUGGGCACCCUGAUCCAGAAAUCUGGCGGGGAAUACGCCUACAUGAGGGCAGCACUGGGCAACAUGAUCGCCUUUGAGUUCACCUGGGUUUCUGUUAUUGUAGUGAGAACCUCCUCCCUAGCCAUCAUGACACUGACCCUGGCAGAGUACUUGGUGACCUUUUUUGGUGCAUGUGUCAACACUGAUGCAUUGAAGAAGAUUAUUGCAGCUGCUGCAGUGGUACUCGUGGGGAUUGUGAACUCUUACAGUACAAAGCUGGCAGCACAGGUUCAGGUUCUGACUACCGUCAUGAAAGUAGCAGCUCUAGUUAUUAUCCUGGUUGGAGGAAUCGUCAUGCUCUUUGAGGGCAAGACAGAAAACCUCAAAACAGGAUUCAGUGGUUCUACAGACUCUCCAUCUCAAAUUGCACUGGCUUUUUAUAGUGCUCUCUGGGCCUAUGAUGGAUGGCAAAACCUGAACUAUGUGAUUGAAGAAGUGAAAGAUCCUGCAAAAAAUCUUCCACGUGCAAAUAUUGCUGCCAUUCUGAUAGUAAUCCUUCUCUAUACACUGACCAAUGUGUCCUACCUGACUGUCAUGACAUCAACAGAACUGCUGGAUGCUGAUGCAGUUGCCAUGCUCUGGGGAAAAAGAGUAUUAAAGAGUGCUGCCAUCCUCAUGCCCCUUAGUGUCAUCAUAUCCACCUUUGGGUCUGCUAAUGGCACUGCAUUUACAGGAAGCAGGACAAUAUUUGCUGCAGCUAGAGACAAUAAUUUACCUGCAUUCUUGUCUUAUAUACACAUCAAGCAGAGGACCCCAUUGACAUCCAUGAUUUUCACUAUUGUUGUGGCACUUUUGAUGAUAGCUGCUGGCGAUAUAUCCAGUCUAAUUGACUUUCUUGGCUUUGUUACCUGGUUAUUCUAUGGCCUUAACUUCUUGGCUGUUGUCAUAUUGCGAUUCAGAAUGAAGGACGCCUCACGACCAUACAGGGUGCCGAUAAUCAUACCCAUUGUUAUGACAGUGGUGGCCAUAUAUCUGGUUAUCGCUCCUAUUGUUGAGUCUCCACAAAUCGAGUUUCUUUAUGCCUUUCUGUUUCUGAUUGGAGGACUUGUGUUUUAUUUUCCUUUUGUAUAUUUCAAGCUGAAAUUUCCAGGCACAGAUAAAUUUACUAUCUGGUCACAGCUGAUGUUGGAGGUAUCACCAACAGAUUACCAUGAGGAUUAAGAAAACCAUUUUGCUAAUUGUGCAGCAUGAUCUCCAGAGGUCAUCCCAAAUCUUACCUCCCCACAUAGGGCAAGAGCAGCAACUUUUGGUGCAUGUUCAUUCACUGAAUCUACACAAGAUAGGAUUAUUGUCAAAAUAUGUACAGCGAAAGCCAGAAAUGCACUGCAUUUGUGCUGACAUUGAUUCAGAUAUUUCUUUGUUUUCUUUUGGAGUUUUACCUUAUAACAUGCACAAACAACAUCUCUAGUUUCAUUUGGCAGUUUAUAAAAAGAAUCUUCAAAACAAAAAUAUUAAGAAAUUAUUCACUUACUCAUUUCAGUUAUGGCUUUACUUUUGUAUGAAAAAGAAGUCAGCUACAUGGUACUUCAAUUGGAAAGUGCUGCAAUAAUAAACCUAAUUAAUGGUAAUAAUUGAUUCUAAAAGUUUUCUUCUAUGUUUGUUAUAUUCUAAACAAGUUUAUAAAGAAUGAACAAAGAGUUAGCAUUACAUGACUUUCUGAGAACAUUAUGAAAGUUUUAGAAAUAGUAACAAAUAUGAAAUGCUAAUGACUCUUCUGGUAAUAUUAAAAAUAUUUGUCAAUUUUAAAAUUUGUAAUGCUAACUGGCUAUUGAAUAUAUUUACUGAGGUUUGUUUUGCCUGCCUGCUAAGAAAUAGUUGUUUACUGUACUUUCCUUGUCUAUGUUUUCAUUUCUUAAAUCAUUAUUUGAAAGGUUGUAAAUAAAGUUAUUUACAUAGUUUUGAUUCAUUGUCAUAGUCUGAUACACAAUUGAUUUUUGAAGUUUUGAGUGAAUUUCCAGAUUAAAUUUUACUUGUAAAUUUGUAAUUUAUUUGUAAUUUUACUUUGGUACAAAUGCUUAAGGUACAUUGAACAGAUGGGAGUGGAGCUGAGCAGACUAAACAGACGGGAGUGGGGCCUAGAUUUGUGUGCUGUUAAUGAACUGCCUAGAAUAAACUAGGUGAUAGGGAUAUUGGAUGUUUUGGUGUGGAUCAUUUAAACUGUGACCUGGCCUUUCUGAAGUGUAAUUGUACUGCACCUCUUGCCUAUUCAGUGCAGGAAUCAAUAUCUAGCUUAACACUAUUUACAUAAAGUGUCAUAUGUUUUCAAGUUAAACAUUUAUUCCUUUAUUUUAAUUAAAGGAACACUAGCAAUCAACAUUUACUGCUUGUUCAAUAUCUCAGUAGUAAAUUACAUGUUACAAAAACAGAACAAAUAUAUACAUAAUUACCUUUUUCUGCUCUCACUCAUUAAAUUACAAAAUAAUGUUGAAAUCAAACAUUUAUUUCAUGAAAAAUUGGAAAUCUGGAUGAGGACUAAUCAAAGAAAAUUAAAAUUAUACUGGAUAUACAGCAUAUAGGCAAUAAUGUUAAAGCAGUCUAAAGCAGUAAGUCUGGUCAUUGACAGAAAACAGGGAGUCCUAGUACUUUAAAAAAUAACCAACCAUUAUUAACCUAAAGUUUCAAAUUUCAUU